CUCCAUUUCUUUCCACACCAUUUUUCUUACCAGAACAUUAGUGCACAUGCACUGCGACAUCACCCAUCAUCCAUCACCAACUCUUUCCUAUUUCAAUGCCUUAUAAAUACUUACUCAAAUCCCAUUCCCAACUCGUAUCAUCAUUACUCUAAUUACCUCCUUUCUCUAGCUACUAUAAUUAAUUACCUCUUAUAAUUCUCUCUUUCUCUUUUUCUUCACUAGUCUUUAAUUUUUUUAGAGAGGAAAGGAAGAAAGGAAAAUUAUGAGUACUGCCGUGAUGAUGAAGAAAUCAUAUGGCUACUCCAAGUUGGAUAAAGAAGACCCAGAAGAGAUAAUUCAUAGAAGAGCUCAGUUUUUGAUCUACAAAGCUCUUAAACAAGCAGAUUCAAGAAGAAAACCAUCUUUCUCGAGGAUCAGAAUGUGCAGGUUAAAGGUCAAGAUUGGAAGGAAAUUAAAGAGGCUGAGAAAGAGUAUGCUGCUGAGCAUUUCUGCUGCCAGAAUUAGAAUCUAUAAGCAGAUUGUCAAUCAAUUGAAACGCCUGUUUAGCAGUGGAGAUGCCAUUGCCACUCUUCCUACCCUGCUAGCUUUACCUUGAUGAAGCUCUCAAAGUUUUUCUUUCCCUUUUUGUUUUUGAACGGAUUUGGAAUGUGUGCCUCUACUAUACAGAUAUAAAUAUCAAUGCUACAAGAUGGUAUUUUUGCUUGUUAAA
Messenger RNA from Ricinus communis (castor bean), 709 nucleotides. RefSeq lists its product as uncharacterized. The coding region runs from base 263 to 595 and encodes 110 amino acids. Lineage: Eukaryota; Viridiplantae; Streptophyta; Magnoliopsida; Malpighiales; Euphorbiaceae. The record is from RefSeq and is a predicted model, not a curated record. The transcript has a single exon.